AUGAACCAGGAUCAGGAUAAUGAGACCAGGCUCUGCACGGCGAGACACGGCGAGACACGGCGAGGCACGGCGAGACACGGCGAGACACGGCCAGCCACGGCGAGGCACGGCGAGGCACGGCGAGACACGGCGAGGCACGGCGAGGCACGGCGAGACACGGCGAGGCACGGCCAGCCACGGCGAGGCACGGCCAGCCACGGCGAGGCACGGCGAGACACGGCGAGACUCGGCGAGACACGGCGAGGCACGGCGAGACACGGCGAGGCACGGCCAGCCACGGCGAGGCACGGCGAGACACGGCGAGACUCGGCGAGACUCGGCGAGGCACGGCGAGACACAGCCAGGUACGGCGAGACUCGGCGAGACACGGCGAGACACGGCCAGGUACGGCGAGACUCGGCGAGGCACGGCGAGACACGGCCAGGUACGGCGAGACUCGGCGAGACACGGCGAGACACGGCCAGGUACGGCGAGACUCGGCGAGACACGGCGAGACACGGCGAGACACGGCGAGACACGGCCAGGUACGGCGAGACUCGGCGAGACUCGGCGAGGCACGGCGAGACACGGCCAGGUACGGCGAGACUCGGCGAGACACGGCGAGACACGGCGAGCGACCGCUGA
Messenger RNA from Knipowitschia caucasica, 624 nucleotides. NCBI's taxonomy places the organism in Eukaryota, Metazoa, Chordata, Actinopteri, Gobiiformes, Gobiidae. The record is from the annotation of a GenBank genome assembly.